AGCCCUAAAACCUCUGCCUCGCCUCCAAGUUCUCGGACGCCUUGAUUAAUUAGGGCACCUUCCUCGGCGCCGCCUCUUGACUGUCAAUCCCUCACCAUCCUCCAGCAGGCGUUUGCCAAAUCAAUCAAUGGCCAGUGAUCCAGCUGCAGCAGCUGGUGGAGGGAACUUCGCUGGCCAGGUGAAUGUCCGGGUGGUUGUGGUGGGGGAGGCCGGCACCGGUAAGUCUAGUCUCAUCGUAACCGUCGCCACGGAGUCUUUCCCGGAGAACGUUCCCCACGUAUUGCCCCCAACUCGUCUCCCUUCUGAUUACUACCCGGAUCGCGUCCCCAUCACCAUUAUCGAUACCUCCUCUAGACCGGAACACAAAGCAAAGCUGAUUGCGGAUUGCAAGGCCGCCGAUGUCAUUGUCUUGACCUAUGCCUGCGACCGACCUUCCACCCUAGACCGCCUGAGUACUUAUUGGCUUCCCGAACUCCGCCGACUGGAGGUAAAGGUGCCAGUACUUGUGGUUGGAUGCAAGCUUGACCUCCGAGAUGAUCCACAACAAGUUAGUCUGGACCAGGUUAUGGCUCCAAUCAUGCAACAAUUCCGGGAGAUCGAGACAUGCAUAGAGUGUUCUGCCGUCAGACAGAUUCAGGUCCAAGAAGUCUUUUAUUAUGCUCAGAAAGCAGUUCUUCAUCCAACUGCUCCACUUUUUGAUCAGGAGACACAAUCAUUGAAACCUCGAUGCACAAGGGCCUUGAAAAGAAUCUUCAUCUUGUGUGACAAUGAUAGAGAUGGUGCACUAAGUGAUGCUGAAUUGAAUAACUUCCAGGUUAGAUGUUUUAAUGCUCCUCUCCAGCCAUCCGAAAUUGUGGGGGUUAAGAGGGUUGUCCAAGAGAAGAUACCUGAAGGAGUUAAUGACCGUGGCCUAACAUUGACUGGGUUUCUUUUUCUACAUGCUCUUUUCAUAGAAAGGGGCCGCCUAGAAACAACUUGGUCGGUCUUGAGGAAGUUCGGUUAUGAUAAUGAUCUUAAACUCAAAGAUGAACUCCUACCAACAACAUUCAAACUUGCUUCUGAUCAGACUGUAGAGCUGAGGGAUGAAGCAUUGGAUUUCCUGAAGGAUAUCUUCCACAUUUUUGAUAUCGACAGUGAUGGGGCUCUGCGACCUUCUGAACUCGAUGAGCUUUUUUCAACUGCUCCAGAAAACCCUUGGUCCGAAUCUCCUUACAAGGAUUCUGCAGAGAAGAAUGUUUUAGGCGGUUUGUCACUUGAUGGAUUCAUUUCUGAGUGGGCUCUUAUGACACUUCAAGAUCCAAAGGCUAGUUUAGCUAACCUGAUUUACAUUGGAUAUACUGGUGAUCCUGCUUCAGUAUUUCAUGUAACAAGAAAAAGGCGUUUGGAUCGAAAAAAGCAACGUACACAAAGAAAUGUUUUUCAAUGCUUUGUCUUUGGUCCUAAAAAUGCAGGGAAAACCACAUUGCUAAAUUCCUUUAUUGGAAGGACAUUUUCUGAGAAGUAUGCUCCUACAACAUCUUAUCGUUUUGCUACAAAUGUUGUUGAUCUUCACAAUGGCACUAAAAAGAUACUUGUAAUGCGAGAGAUACCUGAACAGGAAGUAAAAAACCUGCUUUCCAACAAGGAGUCUUUGGCAGCAUGUGAUAUAGCUGUGUUCAUCUAUGACAGUUUCAAUGAAGAAUCUUGGAAGAGAACGAAAGAAUUACUGGAGCAAGUUGCGCAUCAUGGAGAAAACACUGGCUUUGAAGUUCCUUGUCUUAUUAUUUCUGCGAAGGAUGACCUUGAUGCCUAUACCUUGAACAUACAAGAUUCAACUAGGGUAACCCUUGAGAUGGGAAUCGAGUCACCUAUACCCAUCAGCAUGAAAUUACGAGAUCAUAAUGAUGUUUUCUAUCGAAUAGUUAGUGCUGCACAACAGCCUCAUCUAAGUAUUCCGGAAACUGAAGCUGGCAAAAGCCGCAAACAAUACCGACGCUUUAUCAAUCAGUCUCUUGUGUUUAUCUCAGGUUCAUUGGGUAAAAAGGAGUUGAAGGAGUUGGGGUAACAGUUGGAGCUGCUGUUGCAGUUGCAGGACUGGCUGCUUAUCGAAUUUAUGCAGCAAGAAAGAACACGUCAGGUUGAUGUCACUAUCAUAAAAUGCGAUGGUACUCGGUUUGCUAUGUUUUGGAGCUUUCCCAAUCAUCAAGUUUUCUCUGGUUGUAUAGCAUCAGUGAACACGUAGCUUCCUUUUUUAGUUGAGUUUGUUAUUUUAAUGUUUCCUUUUAUACUUGAGGGUCAACAAAGCAAAACCAAUCUACUUCUAAUUGGUUUGUAAACUCACACUACUUAAAUCUAUGUUUUUUAUGUACUCAAUCACCGUGAUAAUAUAUAAAUUCUGAUAAUUUGGUGA
Messenger RNA from Zingiber officinale, 2389 nucleotides. Its product is annotated as mitochondrial Rho GTPase 1-like. Gene Ontology annotation, cellular component: mitochondrial outer membrane. Gene Ontology annotation, biological process: small GTPase-mediated signal transduction; mitochondrion organization. NCBI's taxonomy places the organism in Eukaryota, Viridiplantae, Streptophyta, Magnoliopsida, Zingiberales, Zingiberaceae. The coding region runs from base 128 to 2044 and encodes 638 amino acids. The record is from RefSeq and is a predicted model, not a curated record. Gene Ontology annotation, molecular function: calcium ion binding; GTPase activity; GTP binding. The transcript is spliced from 15 exons.